This is a messenger RNA of Drosophila obscura, 2329 nucleotides long. RefSeq names its product flap endonuclease GEN (gene Gen). Lineage: Eukaryota; Metazoa; Arthropoda; Insecta; Diptera; Drosophilidae. The record is from RefSeq and is a predicted model, not a curated record. The transcript has 5 exons. The coding region runs from base 67 to 2283 and encodes 738 amino acids. Gene Ontology annotation, molecular function: 5'-flap endonuclease activity; four-way junction DNA binding.
GAAGAAGAGCGUUGGCUCUCUGCGAUUUUGAAUUUGAAUUUCAACUAUUUGUGUCUAUAUUAUUCUAUGGGUGUAAAGGAACUUUGGACAGUAUUAACUCCACAUGCGGAGCGCAAGCCAAUAAAUGAGCUGCGCGGCAAGAAAGUGGCCAUUGAUUUGGCAGGCUGGGUGUGCGAAAGUCUCAAUGUGGUCGACUAUUUUGUGCAUCCGCGGCAUCAUUUGAAAAACCUUUUCUUUCGCACUUGCUACCUUAUAUGGGAGCAAGUCACUCCGGUGUUUGUUUUGGAGGGAGUGGCCCCGAAACUGAAGAGCCAAGUAAUAGCCAAACGAAAUGAGCUGCAGUUUCGGGGAGUCCGACCAAAGGAAGCAGCCACUGGCACGCAAACCGCAGCAAAAGCAGAUAAAGGACGAACUCGCUUCAACCAUGUGCUGAAACAGUGCGAGACCCUGUUGCUAUCAAUGGGAAUCCAGUGUGUCCAAGGCCCUGGCGAAGCGGAGGCCUACGGCGCCUUCCUCAACAAGCACGGACUGGUCGAUGGCGUCAUUAGUCAGGACUCUGAUUGCUUUGCCUACGGAGCCAUUCGGGUGUACCGUAACUUCUCAGUGUCCACUCAGGGAGCCCAGGCCGCUGCCGGUGGCGCUGUGGAUAUCUAUGACAUGCGGGAGAUCACGAGCCGAAUGGAUUUUGGCCAGCACAAGAUAAUUGUAAUGGCUCUGCUCUGCGGCUGUGACUACUGUCCAGACGGCAUUGGAGGCAUUGGCAAGGAUGGUGUACUAAAACUGUUCAACAAGUACAAGGAAACGGAGAUCCUUGAUCGUUUGAGAAACUGGCGAGGUGAGACCGAUAAAUACAAUGCUCUGGAGAUGCGUGUGGAUGACAAAUCCAUCUGCAGCAACUGCGGACACAUUGGACGGACGCAGAGCCACACGAAGAGCGGCUGUAGUGUCUGUCGCACUCAUCGGGGAUGUGACGAGACCUUGUGGAAAGAACAACGACUUUCCAUUAAAGCUGAGCUGACGCUGCGCAGGAAGGCUUUGCUGGCUCCAGAGUUUCCCAACGAGGAGAUCAUAUCCGAGUUCCUCAGUGAUCCACCAACGAUCCCGAAUUUAAAUCUUGGCUGGCGGCAGCCAAAUCUCGUAAAAUUCAUCAAGCAGAUUGGGCAUCUGCUGCAGUGGCCAGAAAUCUACUGCUUUCAGAAGUUCUUUCCGAUCCUCACCCGUUGGCAGGUGCAGCAGGCGACAAGCCCAACCAAGGCGGGAGGAGGCGUUGUGCUCGUUCAGCCGCUGGAGAUCAUCAAGAAGCGUACGGUGAAGGGAGUGGCCAGUCUAGAGCUGCGUUGGCAGGAUCCCAGUGGCAGCUUCAAAGGCCUCAUUCCGGACAAACAGAUCUCAGAAUUCGAACUGGAACAUCCCAAGGGCGUCGAAGAGCUCUACUAUACCGUGGAGCCGCUAGACAUGAUGGAAGCUGCGUAUCCCGAUUUGGUGGCAUCCUUUGUCAAGUCCAAGGAAAAGCCUCCAAAGAAGGCCACGCGAAAGAAGAAAACCGAUCCCCUAAGCGCCAUCGAGAAUAUCCCAGAAACAUCGAAACCGAAGCGAGUGGUCAAAAAGAAAAAGGCUCCCACGGAGCAGGCCCAGCCUUCACUGCAUCAAUUCCUCAGACGAGAGAGAAUAGGGGGGACUCCUCCGCAACAAGAGCCACAGCAAUGCUCCACACCCAUCACCAAAUGCUUGCCCUCCGAUCUCGAAAGCGACUGCGAUGCGGGAGAGUUCGACAUGUCGGAUAUAGUCAAUGGAAUCAUAUCGAAUCCGAAUGCUCAGCCAGCUGUGACAAAGCACGGGGGACGACAGUUGCACUACGAGGCCUUGUCCGAUGACCUGAGCAUGCGUCUUGCCCAACUGAGUCUAAGCAAGGAGGAGCCACCCGCUGGUGAACACAAAAGGGAUCUCUCGCUAAUCGAGCACCUGCCGCAGAGCAAGCGGCUUUCACUUGACGACAGCUUUGAUCUGCUGGUGAAGGGCGAUCUGAAGAAGGUCUCCCACUUGAUACAGCCAAUCAGGACUCCUGUGGAUCGCUUCAAGCAUCAGCAUCGCCUGAGUGAGCAUGCUCCACAACCUACUGUCGAGCCGGCUGCAAAUGUGAGCUACUUCUUCAAUCUAAGCAGUGAUAAUGCCGAUGCCUUUGAGCAGUUGAUGAACUCCAGCCUGGGUGGGCCUCAGCAACAAGAAGAAGAGGAUGAGGAUGAGCAGGAGGAGGAAGAAGACCUGGUGGUAAUCAGUGAUUAAGUUUACAGUGUGCGAUUUAUUCGCUCUUCACAAAAGAAAACCUCUC